Penicillium canariense is the source of this 1560-nucleotide messenger RNA. RefSeq lists its product as uncharacterized. The transcript is spliced from 3 exons. The coding region runs from base 1 to 1560 and encodes 519 amino acids. The record is from RefSeq and is a predicted model, not a curated record. NCBI's taxonomy places the organism in Eukaryota, Fungi, Ascomycota, Eurotiomycetes, Eurotiales, Aspergillaceae.
AUGUCUGUAGAAGCCAAGUCUCGGCCUGCACGGCAGGAAGGCUCCUCUUCCCCUGAAUUAUACAACGACGUCCUGAAGAAUGCCGUGAAGCACAUUGCCAUUCUCGCCUCGAGGAAGGAACUGCAGGAUACCUCGCACAUUCUUGAUGAAAUCGAUCAACAGAAAGAACGCAUCGCGGUCCUGGAAGGCGAGCUCGCCAAAGCUCAGGAAGAACACGAAACCCAGGAACAACACACAAGAGUCACAGUCAGCAAAAUGUGUACUGCGAACCAUCAUUUGACAGCCGAGAAAACAGAAGCGCAGGCAAAGAUUACAUCUCUUGAGACAUCUCUGGCAGAGAAGGAUACAGAUCUAACUAAAUCCGCCCAGCUAAUGGAAGGCCUUCAAAGCCAGAUAAAUCAGUUGACGUCAGAAAAAACGGAAGAGACAGCGAAAGUAACACGCGCUUCUCGAGAAAUAACGUCCCUUCAGAUUACUAUCAAGGAGAAGGAUAAGCUGAUUGACAAAAUGAAGGGUGCUGGUUCAAACCUGAAGGAAUUGCUUGUGUCCGAGAAAAAGAAAAACGACGCUCUCGAGGAGGAAAAGAAGCAUCUCGACGAAGAAGCGAAGAAGUCCCGGACGCAGCUUCAAAAGCUCGAGAGCUUUACCAUUCGAUUUUCCGAAAAAAACGAAGAAUCCAUGAUCGACGCAUUUUCAGCUCUGUGGGAUUAUGCCGCCGACGAGCUGUAUACAAUCUUGGGCCAGAAUCUCACCCUCGAGGCUCUCAAUGAUAAAGAAAAAUGGAACAAAUUUCGAAGAGAAAGCGAGAAUGCCGUGCGACAUCAUGCCCCUCUGCUUGCUUCGAAUUCUGUCCCCGCCAAAGGGAUGCGCCUCGCCGUGAUCCUGGGUAUUCUUGCCCGAGAGAUCAACAAGCACAUCUUCCAGCCGAACUAUCUUCUUUCAGAGGAUUGUCAAAUCCGGGACAUUCUGAGCCAGCUCGCUAGCGAAGAUAGCGAGAAAGAAUCUUUCUGUCGAGCAAUGCUUCUCUCUAUCGAGACCGAGACUCAACGGAGCUCCGUUCAGUCCAGGGUGCAAGCUGUGGUGAGGAAAGUUGCAUCACACCUCUAUGAGCUACUCUCCGAAACCCAAUAUAGCGAGCUGCGACAAGUUCUAGCAAAGAUUGUGGAGAGGGCGAUCGAGAUAUGGAUCCCCAUCCAACAUUCCAAGAACAAGUACGAGUCAGACUUUGAUCCACACGAGUGGGGAGAUCAAGAGUGCAGGCCGUUCCAUUUCCCAACUGGCAAUGAUGCUCACAGCGAAAUCGUCUCGGAGGUCUCCGUGGACAAUCUUCUCACUGUUGUUCCGCGCAUCUCGCUACUAAGGGACAACCAUCGCUACCCUCGAACCUGGGUCAUUAAGCUGAUCAAACAGGAAAGGCUAUGUGCGCUGGCUGAGCAAGAGAUGUAUCAAGAAACUACCAGCCCCACAAAAGAUAAAAUGGUAUCGAAUGGUGCGAGGCGGCAGUCCAUUGCUAAGGGCACCACCCAUCCCAACGGGGAGUCUUUUUUAGGGAAGCAGUGA